AUGGCAUUGCUCUACAUCAAGAAUGUCUUCUUCCCGGCAAACAAACAACCCGCCUUAUUACCUGCGUUUAACAAGCAACAGCAAUAUGGCGCUUGCGACACUGCAUCAGAGAUCUCUCAAAGUGGUUCUGAUUCGUCAACAUUGAGGAAUGAUACAGGAAGUCACUCGUCCUCGUUCCGAAUCGACCCUCGCAUCAUCUCGGACGCCACUAUUGGUCUCUCAGAUGGUUUAACGGUUCCUUUUGCGCUUUGUUCUGGCCUCUCUGCACUCGGCGACACUAACCUCGUGAUCUAUGCUGGUCUGGCUGAGCUUUGCGCGGGUGCCCUCUCGAUGGGAUUGGGAGGUUAUCUCGGUGGUANNCAAUCUUAUGCAGCCACAUUAGCAGAAACGCAGAAAAUCGUGAACCAGGACCCGGACGAAGCCAAUCAGAUCAUCAAGUCAACUUUCGACUCGUACGGUCUCUCGGAGGACGUUCUGGACGCUUUCGCUACACAAAUCAGCUCAUGCCCGAAACGAUCAGAGAGUUUUAUCAUGCGCUUCCACCAUGAGCUUCCGGAAUCUCAGGCAGAUGCCUCUCGCGCUUAUAUCUCAGCUUUUACCAUCGCACUCGGCUAUUUCCUUGGAGGACUGGUGCCUCUUACACCUUACUUCUUCGUGAACAACAAUCAGACUGCUCUUUGCUGGAGCAUCGGUGUCAUGGCUUUCGCACUGUUUGUCUUUGGCUACGUCAAGACUCUCCUGGUCGGUGAACAANAAAGACUGCUUUGCAUCAAAGCAGGAGUCGAGAUGAUGGUUCUUGGUGGCGUUGCAGCUGCGGCGGCAAUGGGAUGUGUCAAGGCCAUAGGAUCAUGA
Molecule: messenger RNA, 852 nt
Organism: Aureobasidium musti
Lineage: Eukaryota; Fungi; Ascomycota; Dothideomycetes; Dothideales; Saccotheciaceae
Source: the annotation of a GenBank genome assembly